This is a messenger RNA of Gracilinanus agilis (Agile Gracile Mouse Opossum), 1548 nucleotides long. RefSeq names its product zinc finger protein 605-like. NCBI's taxonomy places the organism in Eukaryota, Metazoa, Chordata, Mammalia, Didelphimorphia, Didelphidae. The record is from RefSeq and is a predicted model, not a curated record. The coding region runs from base 1 to 1011 and encodes 336 amino acids. The transcript has a single exon.
AUGAAACCUUUCCCGUGUACUGAAUGUAAGGAAACCUUCAGUGAGAGUAAAGAGCUCAAAAAGCAUCUGAAAAUUCAUGCUGGUGAGAAAUCCUUUGAUUGUAAUCAGUGCACAAAAACUUUUGAUAAGAAGGAACACCUUGUUGCACACAAGAAAAUCCAUGCUGAAGAGAAACGGUUUGAGUGUGGUGAAUGUGGGAAAAGGUUUAGCCGGAAGGAAAAUCUUUUUCGACACCAGGUAAUUCACACUGGGAAGAAACCCUCUGAUCGUAAUAAAGCUGGAAUCCAGAAGAUGCACUUCAUUUAUCAUCAGGGAAGUAAUGGAAAAAAACCCUUUGAAUGUAGUGAGUGUGGGAAAACCUUUAGUGAGAAGCGAACCCUUAAUAGACAUCAGAAAACUCAUACUGGAGUGAAACCCUUUAAAUGUAACGAAUGUAAGAAAUCUUUCAGCCGAAGAACAAUUCUUAUUAUCCAUCAGAGAACUCAUACUGGAGCAAAACCUUUUACAUGUAACGAAUGUGGCAAAUCCUUCAGUCAGACAGGACAUGUCAUCCGACACCAGAGAACUCAUACCGGAAUGAAACCCUUUGAAUGCAAGGAAUGUGGGAAAUCCUUCAGUGAGAAGGAUCAUCUCAUUACCCAUCAGAGAACCCAUACUGGAGAGAAACCCUUUGCAUGUGAUGAAUGUGGAAAAGCCUUCAGCCGAAGGACAAUCCUUAUCACUCAUCAGAGAACACAUACUGGAGUGAAACCUUUUGAAUGUAAAGAAUGUAGAAAAACUUUCAGCCAGCGGGGACACCUCAUUUAUCAUCAGAGAAUUCAUACUGGAGAGAAGCCCUUUGAUUGUAAUGAAUGUGGAAAAGCCUUCAGCUGGAGAGCAAACCUGCUUACUCAUCGGAGAACUCACACUGAAACGAAACCCUUUUCAUGUGAAGAAUGUGGGAAAACCUUCUCUGACAGGAACGACCUUUACAGACAUAAGAGAACUCAUACUUCAUCAAACUCCUCUUGAAUGUAAUGACUGUGGGUAGGCUUUUGAUGAAAGGCAGAUUGUUAAAAGACAGAAGAGAAAGAACCCUGAACUGAUAUCCUCGGACUGUCAUUAAUAUGCGAAAGCCUUUAGUGAGAUGAAAGUAUUCAAAAGCCACCAAAGAUCUCAUACUGGGGAGAAAGGGUGAGGGUAGUUAGGACAUGAUGAGACGGUCUGGUUGGAAGCUGAUUUCUUAUAUUAGCUUAGUGCUGUUUGCACACAUUCAUCAGUCAAAACUUCUCUUCGCCUUUUCUGCCCUACCCAACCUCUCUGCUGACCUCCAAUUCACAUUUCCAGUUGCCUUUCAGACACCUCAAACUGGAUGUCUAGUAGACAUCUUAAACUAAAAAUCUCCAACACAAAAUCCCCAUUUCCUUCCUACCUUCCCUGUUACUUCAGAGGGCAACACCACCUUCCCAGGUUCUCAGCCUAGGAGUCAUCCUGAACUCCUUGCUCUCUCUCUCACCCUCCCUCCCCCAUGUUCCAGUCUGUUGCCAAGGCCUGUUGAUUUCACCUCUG